GGGAGGGGGAGAGGAGGCCGGAGACAGUGUCCGUGACACAGCGAUAGCGACAGACAGGUGCUGGUGUGGUGGAUCCUUACAUGUUUGUGUUCUAAUACAUGACGGAAAAGAAAACAAAUGCCAGCCAUGGUGGCUCACAUCUACCAGAUUUGCCUUUGGCAGUUUUUGCUCUGUUUCACUCUCACCAAGGUUGUAUCCAUCCAAUUAGACCAACCAAGGGUCCUGCUAGUCUCUUUUGAUGGAUUUCGCUGGGAUUACAUCUAUAGAGUUCCAACACCACACUUUAAAUAUAUUAUGGAAAAUGGUAUUCAUGUAAAACGAGUCACUGAUGUUUUUAUUACAAAAACCUUUCCCAACCACUAUUCUCUUGUGACUGGUUUGUAUGCGGAGAGCCAUGGUAUUGUAUCUAAUGAAAUGUAUGAUCCAGAUUUAAAUAUAUCCUUCUCCAUGGAUAAAAGUAAUGCAUUAAACCCUGUGUGGUGGGAGGAAGCAUACCCACUUUGGAUAACAAACCAGAUUCAAGGUCAUAAAAGUGGAGCUGCAAUGUGGCCAGGUACAGAUGUCCAAAUACAUGGCAUCUUCCCAACUCAUUAUAUGCCCUAUAACAUCUCAGUUUCUUUUGAAGAUCGAGUGGCACGAUUGAUUGACUGGUUCACAGGAAAAGAUCCAGUUAAUUUUGGCGUCCUAUACUGGGAAGAGCCUGAUAUCUCAGGCCAUAAUUUAGGACCUGAUAGCGUUCUGAUGAACGACAUCAUUGCAGAUAUUGAUCUGAAGCUUGGUUACCUUAUAACACAACUUCAGAAAGCAGGACUGUGGGAAACACUAAACAUAAUAGUUACAAGUGACCAUGGGAUGGCACAGUGUUCGAAAGACAGGAUCAUCGAGUUAGACCGCUAUGUUAAUAAUGAGCUGUAUACAUGGAUUGACUUCUCACCAGUCUCUGCAAUUUUACCAAAACCAGACCGAUACAAUGAUGUAUACAAUGCUUUAAUAAAUGCUCAUCCGAAUAUGACUGUUUACAAAAAAGAAGAAAUUCCAGAUCGCUUUCACUACAAACAUAACAACAGAAUUCAGCCAAUCAUAGCAGUGGCAGAUGAAGGCUGGACUAUCGACCAGAAUAUAUCAUCUGGAAUUUUUUUAUUGGGUAACCAUGGAUAUGAUAACACCUUGCAGAGCAUGCAUCCAAUAUUUGUAGCCCAUGGUCCUGCUUUCAAGAAGAACUUCACCAAGGAAGCCAUAAGAAGUGUUGACAUAUAUCCUUUAAUCUGCCAUAUUUUGGGACUUGAUCCAAUGCCAAAUAAUGGUUCGUUUAAAAAUGUCCAAGAGCUGUUAACUGCUGUAAAACUGGGUAAAACUGAAAAAACAGAUUUGGAGAAUGUGUCACAUUUUGAAAUAAAUACUGGAGGUUCAUAUGCAUGGCUAGGUAUCCUCCUAGGUAGUGUGUUGGUUGUUGGAUUUCUAAUUGUGUUUGUACUUAUGAUGACAAAAAGCCAGAUGUCUAUCCUACAUAUUCACCAUGGUGAGAUGGCUCAGCCUUUGCUACCGACUUAAUCUGUGUGUGUGGAACUAUUCUUCACUGUCGAACCUUAUUUAUCUAUGUACCAUUUGUUAGGUGCCUUUUAUUUGAAAAUAACAUUGCCAAGUUGGGCAAUUGCAGCUGUCUUGAUUAAUGCGAGUGCAGAGUUGUAUUUUUUGAAAAUUUGUUUGCCGUUGUGACUUUUAAACAAUGCUAUUUUAGUUGGCUACUGUGCUAUGGUAGAUCAGAUCUGCUAACUAAUGAAAUGAGCAGUGGAGGAAAAGUGUUUAAUACAAGAUGAAAAAUUAAUGCAGAAUUCUGAUUGGAAGUAUUUCAAAUCAUUCUGCAGAAGUUUUAUUUGACGACAUUUGUUGAAAUAUUACAACAACAAACCACAAUGUCUUGCAUUUAUAUAGCGCCUUUUAUGCAGAUAGCGUCUCGGGGUGCUUACAUUAUAAUAAUCUUAGAAAUUCACAACAUAAUCAUCAGGUUGUAUCAUAAUGCAUUUAUACCAGACAAUUUUGUAAUGUGAUUGUCAGCAAUCUCACCCUUUAACAUUCAAAAGCUAUCUGAGGUUUGGAGAUGUUGUAUUCAAAUAGCUAUAAGUAAAAUGGUAGUGAACAGCAACAACUUGCAUUUAUAUAGCGCCGUUUACGCAGGAUAGCAUCCCAGAAUUCUUGCUGAAAUGCUUCUCUGAAAGCAGUAAAGAAAUGGUGGGGGGUGGGGUUUUAGGGAGAGGACAAGAAAGGAUAAGGAAAUGGUGAGAUUAAGGAAAUGGGUGCUGUUUGCAGUUUUAGAUUUUCAAAGACCGCAGCCUUGAACUGGAGGUCUGUCUCUCCAUUUGUGUGAUUUUCUUUUGAUAAGAUGUAUUUUCACAGAAAUACUUAAGAAAAAGAAUCUGUGAUGGUAUUAUUGUAUUUUUAUUUAUCAUUAUUUUAUCACAGAUUUAUUAAAAAUCCUAGUUAUAGGGAGGUGGAGGGAGAAUUAACUGAAUAGCGCCAGAUAUAGCAACAUUUGUUGAGUCCUGCAGCUCAGUGGUUAGAGCACUCGCCUCGCAAGCGAGAGACC
Callorhinchus milii (elephant shark) is the source of this 2584-nucleotide messenger RNA. It is a transcript of the gene enpp5, whose product is annotated as ectonucleotide pyrophosphatase/phosphodiesterase 5. Lineage: Eukaryota; Metazoa; Chordata; Chondrichthyes; Chimaeriformes; Callorhinchidae. The transcript is spliced from 4 exons. The coding region runs from base 118 to 1551 and encodes 477 amino acids. The record is from RefSeq and is a predicted model, not a curated record.